AUUAAUAUUGACCAGAGUUCUCAACUGUAUGGUGAAUAUUGGUCAUAGAUUUGCGUAAUGUCCAGCCUUCUUAAUCGAACCACUACCUGAAAACGAGUGCUUAUUUAUGUACAUCCUAUGAGGUAAGUGGAAUCUUAUAAUACGUUGGGGAAAAGAAUAUCUGUCAAGAACAACCUCGAUAUGCCGAGUGUUAUCGUAGACCGUUCGCUCCUUUAUUUUAUAAUCGCAUUUUCUUUCAUUGAAAAGCUGAAUCUAGCUAUUUACCGCCAUAUCAGGAGAAACAAAAAAAACUAUUCGGCUUAAUUGUACCUCCUAAAGAAAUAUGUAAGACCAAGAUAUAUAUUGAAUUUAGUUAUUUGUGAUGAAACUUGUCUCCUGUUCGCCUUACUGAUUUCCUGACUAUUGGUCUCCUGACGUGAAAUAUCUUAUCUUACGGUAAAAUGUGGGCAAAGCACUAUUAUCCAUGGCUCUUUCAGCCAAUUUUAGCUCAGAAGGAAAUAAAGCAGCAAGGAAUAGCAGAAACAGAUAGCAAUCCCUUAUACGGAAGUAAAUAUGAUUACAAAUUCUGAGAAAAAUAUUUUAUUUUCGAGAAAUACCCACUUCCGUUUUCGAUCUUGAUUCGAGUAAAUAGUUUAGGUAGCCCAGCUAAAACUUUAAAUUUUUAUCUCCAUGUUACCGUUACAAUGUGUCAUUUUCUGAAGAAUUUAUUCAGUGUCGGGUGCGGUUUGUCAGUUGUGGCGUUCACUGGCUGUACACAAACUGAACGUGACUGUGAACGGUUUUAAAAAAAUACAUCCGCUUGACGUAACUUUCUUUGACUGCGAAACAUUUACGUGUUUCAUCGUGACUUAAUGCCCAGCAGUGAGCAGUUUUCACAGAGCUUCCACCGAAAGUUUCUUUCAAACUUCUUGAAAGUAUCAGAUAUGUUUGUUUAAAAAUGUCAAGCGAUUGCAAAGAUUAAUUUAAUUCUUCAAUGGGAAAAACUCUCAGAGCUUAUGCACACAUUAACAUCGUUCAAACCAAAUCAGACCAUUCUUGCUACAUUUAAUCAGCAUCAAGAGAUAACAUACAUAUUCGUCUGUUUUUUUCAUUGUUUGAAAGAUUCGUGUUUGCCGAUGACAUCUUCUCUCCUCUCUAUCAGCCGGUGUGAAAAAAAAUUAGUGAGCAAGUAAGUACAGUUUUAAAUGCACUCGCCCUGCGUUAGUCACGCAACGCGUCACGUUACGUGUCCUAAGUAUGGCCGCAAAGGAGACUAACUUUACGCUAUUAGGAAUUCACAACAAGUCAAAACAGAUCAGCACCACAGUAUUAAUUCAUUGAAGCAGCCGUGUUCUCCUUUUAUUUUUCUUCUGACGUUGCCAACCUAGCUUUUCUAAUCUAGCAAAUUAUAUUUCACUUUACAGAAGCAGGAAUUAACCCUGGCAUUCAGGAUGAAGGGAUUGAAGUUAUUUUUAAUUCUCCUAUCAUGGCUUCAUUGUAAAAUAAUCCAUGGUAAGUUACUUCAUCGUUUUAACCUGAAUCGUCAACCAAUUAGGUCAAUUCUCGUUGCAAAGUGUCUUUUGGUAACUGCACUGAUUCACUGUGUUAUUUACAAACCUUUAUUGAGGAAAGGAAUUUUUAAGAGCACACCUGCACAAUAAGGAGGCUUAGUGUAGUAAUCUUUAACUAUCGUAAAUGAAGUGAUUAAAAAUUAAUCAGUAUAACGCCCUUUCUAUUGGUUUACUGGCGUGAUAACCCGCGCGGGAUGUUGAGAGAACUCUUAUUAUAUGUGUUGUACUUCUAUAUAGGUUUACCAGUCCAAUAAACGAUAGCGUUUUGACCGAUCAGGCCUCUCGUCGUAUCUCGGGUAUUAUAAAUCGCAAUUAGUCGUUGCAAUGUAUUCGCGUGAAAUACUCAUUAGUUUAAUUAAACGUGAAAUUCGAUAACUACUCUUUCUUGAGAGUAGAUAAGCUCUUUGUAUACACCUUACACAAGCGAUUAACAUAUCGACAACAAUUUCAUUUGGUUUAGCGACUUUUUGUGGGGAAGUUUUACUCCCACAUGCAGAACUGUUCGAUUUGAUCUGGCGGAUUGGAAUUUCAUUUGUUUUUCUCUACUGUACUGCUUCCCAUUCAUCAGUUGUCUUGUGGAAUUUUUUAACUAGCUAUUCUCCUCUCCUCGCAGCGUGUGAAGGGCCAUGCUUGUACUAUAGCAUUGGGAAUACCAUAAAUAGUAUCAACCUGUUCGCUAGGAAAACCGCUUCUAGCGUUGUAGUGCAAGAUAUUGGAAAGGUCAUUGUCAUUGCAAUGGACGUAGGGGACAAUUAUAUUUAUUGGAGUGACUUUUGGGGUGGUACCAUCAAAAGAAUGGAUCUUCAGACGAACAUAAAAGAAAAUGUGACGAAAGGCGUCGGUAAAGUGGGAGGAAUAGCUAUAGACUGGAUUAGCAAAGACAUAUUUUGGACGGACACAAGAAACAACCGAAUAGAAAUGGCGAAGGUUGACGGAAGUGACAGAAAGAUACUGUUUGACCGAGACAUUGACAAGCCUCGAGGUAUCGCAGUUGAUUCGGUCAAUGGGUGAGUAGGGAGAAGUCAUAUGUACUUUAAGUAUUGAAAUCACAACUCGCGAACUGAGAAGCUCGAUAUAACUAGGAAACGUCUAAUUUAGGACGUUUUUAUUUAUUUAACAUUUAUUUUUUUCUUUGUUACUUCUUUUUUUGUUCAACCACUUCCUUAAGCCAGGCUUCAGGGUGUAGUAUUGAGGACGUAAAAUCAGCCAAAGUGCACUUUUUUCAUUGGUGGUGAAUCACGUUUCUUUGUUACAUAUUUUGUACAAUUUGCUCUAAUGGCGUAAAAGAGUUGCUGUGCAAGUUGUCUCUUCGCAACCAAAUGGGCAAAAUAAUAAGGGAUCACUCGAUUCCCAAAGUGACACAUUUUUCCAGCAUGCCCUUGAAAUUUUGUUUAUUUUUUUAAUUGAAAAAAGAGAGUUCUAAUGAAACGGAGCUGUAACUGCCUCUCAGCAGGAUAGGUUAGCCAAUCGCCUUAAAAAUUAUUUGCUGACUAAACUGCUCCUCGUUAAAUAAUCAGGCCUUUUUUUUACAAUAUUAACACCUUGAAAUUUACUGUUGUUAAGAAGAUUAACACAGAAUUAAUGAAUCAAAUCUUACAGGUACAUUUUCUGGACAGUUUGGGGUUCAAAUCCUAAAAUUGAGAGAGCCACCUUAGACGGGAAGGAAAGGGUCACCAUUGUGGAAACGAGUUCCAGUUUCCCCUUGAAAUGGGUAAAUGGCGUAAUAGUAGACUUCGCUGAUUCAGAGAGCGUAAUUUAUUGGGUCGACGCUGGUCUGGGUGCGGUCGGCAGAGCUGAUCUGGACGGACGCAAUCGAAAACUAUCAAAAAAGAUAACUAACAGUCAACUGGUCGCUAUAGCACUUCACAACGGAACUGUCUACUUGUCUGAUAACAGAGCCAAAAAAAUUCGGCUGGUGGACAAAACAAGCCUAGAAUAUCUUGGAAAUCUCGACCUGUCUUUCCCUGAAAUACAUGGAAUUACUGUAUUAGACGGAUCAAGGCAACCUCUAAGUAAGUAGAAAUUGUUUGUUGCUCUUCCUACUCCAAUUUUUCAUUUCACCAUGAAUGAAACUUGAAACUAUAAACACCAUAAAUGAGACUUUAAUCUACUUUCAAGACAAAUUGAGUCGUAUACCAUAAAAUCCUCAGUGCGGAACAAUUUAAAUUUUUUUUCUUAUACAAUCAAUUCAGGAAAACGUGCUUUAAAUUUCCAUUUAGAAGAAUGUUUUAUGGUACACAUUUCAAAAAAGCCGCAGGAAAAUCAGCAAUACACCUUCAGUCACAAGUAUUAGAGGACUCUUUUAUUAGUAAAAAGGCACUCAAAGUCGAUGCAUAACUAUUUUUAUCUGAAAAUACAAAACGAAACAAACAUUUUUGAACCAUGAUUAUCACUGCAUUAUCCACAAAGUUAUUGGUUCACCAGUUUUAAAUAACCAAAUCAAAUCUCUUUUUUAGUAGAUCUGGUGGCUGUCAGUAUUACAUUGGAAAUGAAAAUGGAAGAGGUAUUCUAAUUUUCUUUUGAGGUACAUUUCAUCGUAACGCAAAGAAAAUCCUCUGACCCUCACCUUAUCUCCCGUUCCUGGCGAAAAAUUAAUGGUUGGUGCCUUUCGCUUUCGCUCGGACACAAUUGUCUGCCCUUUUGGACUUCUAUGAUACUGCUACAUGUAGCACUGGCUAUUUCAGCUAUAUAUGUUCACUGAACUAUCUGGAAUUUGCUUGGCUGUGGAGGGGUAAUCCAAAAGUCAUCACAUGAGAGGUCAUUCCCGGCUUUGUUAAGCAAUUGCAGCCUAAAUACCCCAGGCACGACCAGUUAGGCACAGUACUCCUAAGCAGAGUUCGUUAAGGUUGGGCAGUUAAGGAGUUUGCUGGCUGACUAAAGGUCGAAGUUUUAAUAUUACUAUAAGAUAAGUUUGAAGAUCCUACUCUUUAUUUUAAUGACUUAUUAAAAUGUACUAAAAUAUGUUCAUCAGUGGGAGGAAGAUAAAUUUAAACAAGCAGUCGUGAAAGGGAUAAGAGACUACUGCUAUGAGGAUACAUGCAGUUACAAAUCAAGGUAUUGCAAACGUUGUUUGUGGAAAUGAAAUGAUUUUCAUUUUGGUAUAUUAUCGUUGUAGUUUGGAAUUUUCUUGCUAUAUAGUGAUAUUUAUGGAAACCCAACAUGGGAGGGCAUGCCCAUCACAGCGAAAACACCAUUCAUAACUAGAAAAAAGGAAGCAUUCAAGCUAUUUCGCAUAUGGACGAAUUAAAGUGAUUGCCACACUUGACCAGGGGGCGGGGGGAACCCAACACAGUGACCAUGUGUACUUGACUGCUCUGACUCAGUGCACCUGAAUGUGGAGCUUGAAGAUAAAGCAGUGUGCAACCACUACAUGAUCAUUCUUUAGCCAAAGACGUGUAAAACAUUGUGAUAUCCUUUCCUUCUCAACAGAAACACAACCCUUGCAAAACAGUUAUGCAGCAUCUUUCCAAGUGAUUCCAACGCCAGUUCAGCUCAGAUCAGAGUCCUAAAGCAACCUGGAGGGUCUUCAGUGCUGAAUCAUACUGAAGUGGUUUUUUCACUUAUUCUUCAAACCCAAUCCAAUUCAUCCCGUAUGGUAAUUAAAAACAGCACUUUGGAUUAUAUUGUACAAAAGAGUGUCUACUAUAUCAGCAAACAUUUAGGUGGUUACAAGGUUAUAUAUGUAAAUUAUAACCCUCCGUCAUUCGAAAAAUUUUGUAAUUAUACGGAACCCCACAAGGAUAUCAAUGAAGAAGAGGUUGCGAAAGGAGCGUCGUCAAAAAAGGGAACCAUUGCUUUAACCAUUGCGAUAACAGCAGGAAUAAUCGUUAUCAUUAUCGCUGGCGUAUUCAUCAGGUACAAAAGGUAUGAAAUUAUUUUGAAUGCCUUUUUAUUUGAAUUAGCUAUUCAUCUGUUCAUACUACUCAGUCAAAUUCAAAAUUCAUAUCCCUAGGAUAUGAUUGUAGAUAAAUAUAACUUUUGUCUACGUUAGUGGACUUCACUUACUUAUAAAAUGAUAUCCUUAUGAUGAUCAGUGCCUCUGCAGUUCAAUUUCAACGGCUCCCUUUCUGUUUCAAUUCAUUUUUGUCUUGAAUUGAGUCAGUUUUAUAGUUUAUUUGAUUACUUGACUCGUAUUUAGCUUUGUUUACUUCCAGGCGGGAUAAUGGUGCAAAUGUGUGUGAUGGGCAAGCCCAAGGGAUGCAUAAUGUGGUACACGAUAGGGACCGAGGUCAAGAGCCUGAGGAUGAUGUAGUUGUUGGCAACAUAAAUGAUGACAGAAACCAUAUGGAGAUGACGGUGCAGCCUCAGGUGAACGAUAGUGAAGUGCAGGGUCAUAUCGAUCCUGGAAACAACAGAAUCCAUCGCAUAAACACAGGAAAGAAAUUUGACAACAACUCACGUCCAGACUUGUCGAGUAAUAUAAAUUGUGCGAUAUACGAGAACCCCUUAAAUGAGAAGACAGACGGAGCAAAUCGGAAUACUAUUGCGAAAGAAAAGCAUUCACCCUUCCCUAACACAAAACGUGGAGCUGAAGAAAACGAUGAUGGUUGUGGCGCAUCUGGUGUUAAUAGACCAGUUCAAUGCACGGACGAUGUAAACCCGAAGGAUGUAUAACUAACUUCUAACUUUUCAAGAAAUGGUUCUUAUGAAGACUGCCUGCGCUGCCAAAUUAAAUAGCAACCUAUUUGAUGGAGGCGUGUUCGAAACGUCUAUAUUUCCAUUGUGAUGUAGAAGUUGUUGUUGUAGCUAUUCAAUGCUACAAAUAAUUUGUAUUUCCAUUUUUUACCGUAAUUCUUGUUUUGAGAAUAGAUAAAUAUCAAUUAUGAAAAUAAUUUUAUACUAGGGAAAUGACUUGAAUCAGUUUGACCUGAGUUGGCCUUCAAUGAAUAUUGACACCUGAGUGCUAAUGUUUUUUGCUGUAUUUUUUCUGGUGUUAGACCAGAAAUUAUGUCGAUAACUGCAAGCUUCUGAAACCAUUUUUUAAAGCAAGGCGUAUUUAAAGCUUUCCAGUGCAUUUUAUAAACUUUUCAUUCUUUAGAAGUGAUUAACGCGUAAUCAGACUUACUAUGAAAAAUCUGAUUGGUUAAGUUAGGCUGAAAUUUCCUUGAAUUUUAGGUCGAUCUUAACAGUUUGGCCUUUGUUACAAGUUGUAGGUUUAUGUAUAUACGUGCGCUGAAGGUGAUUCCUCAGUAUUGUACUGCGUAUACUGUACUACGCAUAAAAAUCACGUAAUCAGGCGAAUAAGCGUGCGCGCAUUCCGAGAACCUAACAGCUGACUUGACUUGAUCUCCAACAAACUCUUUCAUUUAGUUUGAAGGCUGCUCUUUUAUUGAUGACUCUGACCACCAAUUUCAAUGCGAAAUUCCAACUUCUCCGGAAAAGGCAGUGAAAACUAAUUUAAGUUUGAGAAACACGCUUUGUACGCGGACCAACCCCUUCAUUUUACGUUUGCCAUAUUUCUUUUUAAUCAUUUCACUAUCAAUCUCCUCACACCCUCUGUGAUAGCAUUUUACCGAUGGUGGGGCUUUACUUCACACAAGAUGUAUCAAGAUCGACAGGCAGACUUGAUUGGUAAAGAUGACGGUAUACUACUUUUGUUCUAUCAUUACCUUGAUAACCACAUCUCACCAAGCCAAAUAUCGCAUGUCUUGGAAAUCAUCCAACUAUUAAGUAGGCUACCUGAUGAGGGGUGGAAAGGAAAUUUAUUAUCAUCUAAAUCUUUGGGCACUUCUGGGUCUUUCUAUUCUGACUAGUGGCUUCCCUACACAAUAGUUAUCACGCAAACAUUGCCCUCUCAAAGUAUUUGAUAUAAAAAGUGUCUUUUUUACCUUAAGAAAUGACGUAUUUAUAUAAAUCUAUUUCCUACGAGUGCUUUUUAAAUGCAGCCACGUACCUUUGUCGCAACAUGACUGAGAAAUAAUGAUCAUAAUUGAUUCCUAAUAAUCACAAGACUUAUUCCAUUACAGUAUGCAUCGUAAAUUGUCUUCUUAGAAAACACACUUUCACUAAAACACAAGAAACAUAAAGUAACUAGUUAUAGUUAGUAAGAUCCUUUAUUGAAACAAGAUGAGAAUGAAAGCAAGAGAUACUUGAGGGGUUGUGUGUAACUAGGCUAAUUCCUAAGUAACCUACAAGUAAAAGUGGAUAAAAUAAAUCAAAUGAAUAAUCAGACUUUGAGUAAGUACAUGACAAUGCAAAAUGAACUUUUAUAAUUUAAGCAUAUGAUGUUACUACUACAACGAACGGGGAAUAGAGAAAAGGAAAGUGUAUGAGAAUCAAUCGGUAUUUAAAAUAGGUACUACCUCCGCCCUACGAUGCAAUCCCUUUUAAUGGACUUAUGAUUUGUGUCGUUGGAAGACAUAACAGUAUGAUGUGAAGAUGAGAAAAGCAUCAGUCAACAGAAAUGUAAGCGAGGUUGAAUCUAAAAUUCGUAUUAAAGUAAUGUUUACUUAAAGUGACACAAAUCUAUUGUUCAAUGUUGUUCAAUAUUACUCCGAAGAACCGAUUUCGAUCGCACUGGAAAUUUACAUCUACGUAAAACUUAAUUUUUCAACGCAAAAAAUAAAGUAAAAAAAGCCUUCAAUUGCUUUUCGAAAGAGUCUACCAAACUGUUUAUGUUGUCAUCCGCCAUUUUUUGGUGCUAUGCGGAUUACCGCAGUCCCAGAUCCUAGUCCCAGUCCCCCUCUCCUAAUUUUGCUGACACAUCAUAUUUCCUUCUAGAUCAGUAUUGACCAGAGUUCUCGACUGUAAGGUGAGUAUUGGUCAUAGAUUAUGGGUAGUGUCCAGCUUUCUCAAUCGAACCGCUACCUGAAAACGAGUGCCUUUAUAUAUAUAUUCUAUGAGGUAAGUGGAAUCUGAUAAUACGCUGUGGAAAAGAACAUCUGUUAAGAACAACCACGAUAUUAUCGUAGCCCGUUCGCUCUGUUAUUUCAUAACCGCAUUUUCUUGGUGGGUAUUGGUCAUAGAUUUGAGUAGUAUCCAGCUUUCUUAAUCGAACCACUACCUGAAAACGAGUGCCUAUAUAUGUGUAUUCUAUGAGGUAAGUGGAAUCUGAUAACACACUGUGGAAAAGAAUGUAAACAACCACAAUCUUAUCGUAAACCGCUCGCUCCUUUAUUUCGUAACCGCAUUUUCAUACAUCUAGCUAUUUGCCGCGAUUAUGUACAGAAACAAUAAAACAAAAUUUUCGGCUUAGGUGUACCUUUCAAUAGAAAUAUGUCAGACCAAGAUAUAUAAUAAAUUUAGUUAUUUGAGAUGAAAUCUGUCUCCUGUGCGCCUCACUGAUUUCCUGAUUAUUGGUCUCCUGACGUGAAAUAUCUUAUCUUACGGUAAAAUGUGGGCAAAGCUCUAUUAUCCAUGGCUCAUUUGUUCCUCUUCUCGCCAAUUUAAGCUCAGAAGAAAAUAAAGCAGUGAGGAAUAGCAGAAAGACAUAGCUACCCUUAUGCGGAAAUAAAUAUGAUUACAAAUUCUGAGAAUAAUAAUUUCCUUUUCGAGGAAUAGCCACUUCUGUUUUCGACCUUGAUUCGAGUUAUUAGUAUAGAUAGCCCAGCUAAAACUUUAAAUUGUUAUCUCCAUGUUACCGCUACGGUGAGUCAUUUUCUGAAGAAUCUAUUCAGUGUUGGGUACGGUUUCAUUACGGAAUCGCGCCCAUUAAAAAAAGUCGCACAGAAAAAAUGCAAAUAAGUUAGAAAAGAGAAAGAGAGAAUGCAUAACUUCACGCAGGCCUGUCAAUCCGUGUUCUCAAUUAUUGUUUCAUACUCAGACAACCGAAACGUAGCGCUAUUUAAGGAAGAAGAAUAGACUUAACUAGUAGCGUUAUCUUGAUUAGGCUCUAAAUAUAUUUAAGUUCAUACGGCAACCAGACAUGGUGGACAAUCAGACAUGGUUUGAUGCUACUCUGGUUUAAUGAUUUAACGAAUGUAACCGAAUAAGUUACAAUUCAUAGACCCAACGGGUAAAAUUUCCGCACAGCCCCAUACUACAUUAUGCAUUCAGUUCUUGGAUCUAGAAAACAAUGAAAAGAACAAUACAUUUCCAUUGGGAAAACAUAUUAGUUUUACAAUAGUAUGGGGCUGUGCGGAAAUUUUACCGACCUAACGUUUCGACACUCCUGUCUAGUGUUUUCAUCAGGGGUGAUCUAAACGCUGUAACAAGAGGUCCUUUUAUAUGAUCGCUAAUUAGCUGCCUUUUUUCUGACGAGGUGUAAAUAGCCGCCAUCGUCACGAUUUUAAAGGAGCGUGGCCGGAGUUAAUAUGCCAAGCCUUCAGACAAAGAAGUUGGUGGUAACGCCGAUUAGUGGUGAUAAAUUUAGAAUUAUUCCACCCAAUUGUAUGGUUAGUUAGGCAUGUGUGCUCUGAUAAAGCUGAAUUUUCCUUUUUGCAAAAGAAAACCGCUUUUUGAUGCUCUUUCAAACGUGUACAAACUGACGUUUUAGUCUGUCCGAUGUAUCCGUUGUCACAGUCGUUGCAAGGAAUAGAAUAAAUGGCGUCGGUUCGUUGUUCUUUCGUGACAGGAUCCUUAGGUUUGGCGAAAAUAUGCCCCUAAGGAUCCUAUCUUCUUGAAUGCGAUAUAUUUACGUGUUUCAUCGUAAUUAAAUGCCCAGCAGUCAGCAGUUUUUAAAAAAUUUUCACCGAAAGUUCCUUUCAAACUUCUUAAAAGUAUCAGAUAUGUUUGUUAAAAAAUGUCAAGCGAUUCAAAAAAUUAAUUUGGUUUCUCAGUGGAGAAACUCUCAAAGCUUGUGCAUACUCUAAUAUCGUUGGGUUGACUAUGCUGCUGAUCCGAUCGCCGGGCACGGUCUCGAAGGGACUAACUGCAGGGAAAUCAGAAAUUUUCACUAUUUCAAACCAGAUCAGACCAUUCUCGCUACACUUAACGAGCAUCAAGAGAUAACAUACAUAUUCGUCUGUUUUCUUCAUUGUUUGAAUGAUCCGUGUUUGCUGAUAACAUCUUCACUCCGCUCUAUAAGAGUGAAAACAAAUUAAUGAGCAAGUAUGCCCCGCGUCAGUCACGCAACGCGUCACGUGACGUAACCAAAUUAUGGCCGCAAAGGAGACUAACUUUACGUUAUUAGGAAUUCAUGACAAGUCAAAACAGAUCAGCACCGCAGUCUACAUUCUCUGAAGCAGUGGCGUUCUCCUUUUCCUUUUCUUUGACGUUGCCAAUCUAGCGUUUCUAAUCUAGCAAAUUAUAUUUCACUUUAGAGAAGCAGGAAUUAACCCUGGCAUUCAAUAUGGAGGGAUUGAAGUUUUGUCGGGCACGCUCUCGAAUGGACUAAAUGCCGGGAAGCCAGAAAUUUUCACCAUUUCAAAUCAAAUCAGUCCAUUCUUGCUACGUUUAACUGGCAUCAAGAGAUAACAUACAUAUUCGCCUGUUUUCUUAAUUGCUGUCGUUUUUUUUUUUAAUUUAAAUGCAAUUACCCUGCGUUAGUCACGCAACGCGUCACAUGACGCGAAUAGGAAUUCAUGAUAAGUCAAAACAACACAGCACCAUAGUCUACAAAUCUUUGAAGCAGCCGUGGUCUUCUUUUCUUUUUCUUUUGACGUUGCCAAUCUAGCUAAUCUAGCAAAUUAUAUUUCACUUUACAGAAGCAGGAAUUAACCCUGGCAUUCAGGAUGGAGAGAUUGAAGUUAUUUUUAAUUCUCCUGUUAUGGCGUCAUUGUAAAAUCAUCCAUGGUAAGUUACUUCAUCAUUUUAACCUGAAUUGUCAACUGAUUUAGUCAAUUCUCGUCGCAAAGUGUCUUUUGGUAACUGCACUGAUUCACUGUGUUAUUUACAAACCUUUAUGGAGGAAAGGAAAUUUUCAGAGCAUACCUGCACAAUAAGGAGGCUUAGCGUAGUAAUCGUUAACUAUCAUAAAUGAAGUGCUUGAAAAUGAAGCAAUACAACGCCCCUUCUAUUGGUUUACUGAAAACCUGGGCGGGAUGCUGAGAGAACUCUCGUUAAAUCUGUUGCACUUCUAUAUAGGUUUACCGGUCCAAUAAACGAUAGCGUUCUUGACCGAUCAGGCCUCUCGUCGUAUCUCGGUUAUUAUAAAUCGCCAUAAGUCGUAUUAUAUUUGCAUGAAAUACUCAGUAGUUUAAUUAAACGUGGAAAUCGAUAACUACUCUUUCUUGAGAGUAGAUAAGCUCUUUGUAUACACCUUGCGCAAGCGAUUUUCAUAUCGACGGCAAUUUCAUUGGGUUUAGCGACUUUUUGUGGAUAAGUUUUAUUCCCGCAUGCAGAACUGUUCGAUUUGAUCUGGCGGAUUGCAAUUUCAUUGGUUUUUCUCUACUGUACUGCUUCCCAUUCACUGGUUAUCUUGUGGAAUUUUUGAAUUAGCUAUUCUCCUCUCCUCACAGCGUGUGAAGAGCCAUGCUUGUACUAUAGCAUUGGGAAUACCAUAAAUGGUAUCAACCUGUCCGCUGGGAAAACCGCUUCUAGUGUUGUAGUGCAAGAUAUUGGACGGGUCUUUGCCAUUGCAGUGGAUGUAAAGGACAAUUACAUCUAUUGGAGUGACUUUGGGGGUGGUACCAUCAAAAGAAUGGAUCUUCAGACGAACAUAAAAGAAAAUGUGACGAAAGGCGUCGGUAGAGUGGAAGGAAUAGCCAUAGACUGGAUUAGCAAAGACAUAUUUUGGACGGACACGACAAACAACCGAAUAGAAAUGGCGAAGGUUGAUGGAAGUGACAGAAAAAUACUGUUUGACCGAGACAUUGACGAACUUCGAGGUAUAGCUGUUGAUUCGAUCAAUGGGUGAGUAAGGAGAAGUCAUAUGUACUUUAAGUGUUGAAACCACAACUCACGAACUGAGAAGUUCGAUAUAGCUAGUGUUCAAUUUUAGAUAGACCUUUUUUUAAUUCUUCUUCUUUGUUAUUUCUCUUUUUGUUUAUCUACUUACUUAAGACGGUGUUCUUAACACUUCAGGAUAUGGUAUUGCAGAUAUAAAAUCUACUAAAGUGCACUUUUCCCAAUGGUGGUGAAUCACGUUUCUUUGUUACAUGUUUUGUACAAUUUGCUCUAAUGGCGUAAGGGAGUUGCUGCGCAAGUCGCCUCUUCGGGAAACAAAUGAGGAAAAUAAAAACGGAUCACUCGACUCCCAACGUGAAAAGAGAACACUACUGGUAUGGAGCCGUAACUGCCUCUCAGCAGGAUAGGUCAGCCAAUCGCCUUAAAAACUAUUUGCUAACUGUACUGCUCCUCUUUAAAUAAUCAGGGCUUUUAGUACAAUAUUAACGCCUUGAAAUUAAUUGUUGUCAAGAGGAAUAACACAGAACUGACGAAACAAAUCCUACAGGUACAUUUUCUGGACAGAUUGGGGUUCAAGUCCUAAAAUUGAGAGAGCCACCUUAGACGGGAAGGAAAGGGUCAUCAUUGUGGAUACGAGUUCCAGUUUCCCCUUGAAAUGGGUAAAUGGCGUAAUAGUAGACUACGCUGAUUCAGAGAGCGUAAUUUAUUGGGUCGACGCUGGUCUGGGUGUGGUCGGCAGAGCUGAUCUGGACGGACGAAAUCGAAAACUAUCAAAAAAGAUAACUAACAGUCAACUGGUCGCUAUAGCACUUCACAACGGAACUGUCUACUUGUCUGAUAGCAGAGCCAAAAAAAUUCGGCUGGUGGACAAAACAAGCCUAGAAUAUCUUGGAAAUCUCGACCUGUCUUUCCCUGAAAUACAUGGAAUUACUGUAUUAGACGGAUCAAGGCAACCUCUGAGUAAGUAGAAAUUGUUUGUUGUUCUUCCUACUCCGAUUUUUUAAUUUAACCCUGUAUGAAACUUUAAACUAUAAACUUUAGUAGCCAAGAGGCACUCGAAGUCGGUACUCCACUAUUUUCUCUGAAAAUAAAAGAACGAAAGAAACAUUUUUGAACCAUCAAUUAUCACUGCAUUACCCACAAAGAUAUUGGUUCACCAGUUGUAAUUAGCCAAAUCAAAUUUCUUUUUAAAUAGAUCUGGUGGCUGUCAGUAUUACAUUGGAAAUGAAAAUGGAAGAGGUAUUCUAGUUUUCUUUUGAAGUACAUUUCAUCGUAACAAAAAAAAAUAUCCUCUGACCCUCACCCCCAUCUCCCGCCCCUGGCGAAUAAUUAAUGGCUGGUGUCUUUUGCUUUCGCUCGGACACAAUUGUCUGCUCUUUUGGACUUCUAUGAUACUGUUACAAGUAACACUGGCCAUUGCAGCUAAAUCUGUUCCUUGAACUAUCUGGAAUUUGUUUUGCUGCUGAAGGGUGAUCCAAACGUCAUCACAUGAGAGUUCAUUCCCAGCUUUUCUAAGCAGUUGUAGCCUAAAUACUCCAGGCACGGUCUGUUGGGCACAUAACUCCUAAGCAGAGUCCCUUAAGGUUGGGCAGUCAAGGGGUUUACUGAAUAAAGGUCGAAGUAUCGAUAUUACUAUAAGAUAAGUAGGUUGAAGAACCUACUCCUUUUUGUCUAUUUUAAUAACUUAUAAGAAUGUAUUAAAAUAUGUUCAUCAGUGGGAGGAAGAGAAAUUUAAACAAGCAGUCGUGAAAGGGAUAAAAGACUACUGCUUUGAGGAUACAUGCAGUUACAAAUCAAGGUAUUGCAAACACUGUUUGUGGAAAUGAAAUGAUUUCCGUUUUGGUAUAUUACCGUUAUAGUUUGAAAUUUUCUUGCCAUAUAGUAAUAUUUACGGAAACCCAACAUGGGAAGGCAUGCCCAUCAGAGCGAAAACGCCAUUGAUAAUUAGAAAAAAGGAAGCAUUAAAGCUAUUUCCCGUAUGGACGAAUUAAAGUGACUGCCUCACUUGACAAGGGGGCAGAGGUAACCCAACACUGUGACCAAGUGUGCUUGACUGCUCUGACUCAGUGCACCUGAAUGUGGAACUUGAAUAUAAAGCAAUGUGCAACCACCACAUGAUCACGCUUUAGCAUAAGGUAUUUAAAACAUCGUGAUUUCCUUUCCUUCUCGACAGAAACACAACCAUUGCAAAGCAGUUGUGCAGCAUCUUUCCAAAUGAUUCCAACACUAGUUCAGCUCAGAUCAGAGUCCUAAAGCAACCCGGAGAGUCUUCAGUUCUGAAUCAUACUGAAGUGGUUUUUUCACUCAUUCUUCGAACCCAAUCCAAUUCAUCCCGUAUGGUAAUUAAAAACAGCACUUUGGAUUAUAUCGUGCAAAAGAGUGUCUACUAUAUCAGCAAACAUUUAGGUGGUUACAAGGUUAUAUAUGUAAAUUGUAACCCUCCAUCAUUCGAAAAAUUUUGUAAUUAUACGGAACUCCCCAAGGAUAUCAAUGGAGAGGAGGUUGCGAAAGGAGUGUCGUCGAAAAAGGGAACCAUUGAUUCAAUAACAGCCGGAACAGUCACAAGUGGAAUAGUUAUCGUUAUCAUUAUCGCUUGCGUUAUCUGGUGCAAAAGGUAUGAAAUUAUUUUAAAUGCCUUUUUAUUUGAAUUAUUCAGUCAUUUCUCAUUCAUCUGUUCAUACUACUCAGUCAAAUUUGAAAUUCACUUCCUUAGGAAUUGAUUAUAGAUAAAUAUAGCUUUUGUCUACGUUAGUGGACUUCACUUACUUAUAAAAGAUAUCCUUAUAAUGAUCGGUGCCUCUGCAGUUCAAUUUCAACGGCUGUUUAAAUUCAUUUUUGUCUUGAAUUGAGUCAGUAGUAUAGUUUAUUUAAUUACUUGACUCAUAUUUAGCUCUGUUUACUUCUAGGCGGAGUAAUGGCGCAAAUGUAGGUAAUGAACAAGUCCAGGAGAUGAGUAAUGUGGAAUGCGGCGAUAGGGACCCAGGCCAAGAGCUACACUUUAGCCAAGAUGUAGCUGUCAAUAGCGAUAGUAAAGUGCAGGAUCAAAGCUAUUCUGGAAACAACAGAAUCCACGGUAAAAAUUUUAGCAAAGAUGACCAAAAUACAGGUAAAACAGGAAAGAAACUCGACAACAACUACUGUCUAGGUUUGUCGAAUAAUAGGAAUUCUGUAAAUAACUUUACAAUACAAGACGUAUACGUCCAUGCAGUUACCCUGCCCUAACACAAAACGUGGAGCUUAAGAAGCCGAUGAAGGUUGUGGCGCAUCUGGUGUUAAGUUACACAAUACCCACACGAUUUUAGGUUUUCCAUGUGUAUUCGUUACCAACUGAACAUAAGAUUAUCCCACAACUUUUUUAUUGCUCGGUUCUCUCCAGCACAUGUUUUUUUCUUACGUCAUAUGACAUCUACCAGGAUGUCCAGUCCUUUCCGCGCGAACGCCUGACACUUAACAUAAAUUCCUUUAGGAAACAACGUGAUUUCACUGCUCAACACUUCCCCCCUAACUUGAAAAAGAAAUGUCAUUAGUGACAUUUAGCAUGCGAUACAAAAUAUUCCUCUACAACAGUGGCUUGUGCAUUAGGAUUGUUCAACACAUAAAUCUUAGAGUGGGGUGAUCAGGCCGAGCCCCAUACAGACCACUAACUAUCACAGUUCAUCUGACCAUACGACUGUUCAUGAUUCUGUAUCACAAAGACCAUCUCUGGAUAGUUCUCUCAGCAUUCAUGAAAAGAAUGUUUAAAUACACAAAAGAAAACUACAUUUUUGUUUCUAAGUUCUCUGAGCAACAAGAAUGUAGUACAUGGGUUAUUGUCUGUCUGUACUGGAAUGGCUGAUGUGGCAUUUCUCAUUGUGGUAACUGAAGCACUGCUGGAUAGGGCAUCCCAUACGGCAUCAUCGUAUUUGCCAUCCAGAACAUCAUGGGUACCGCAGGUGGAGUGAAACUGGUCAUUGGUGGUGGCAGCAUACUGUACUGGUUUACUGGUGGCGCAGGUAUAUAGGGUACUGGCGAUGGUAUUCCAACCUGGUUUAUCUCGGAAGGUGGUCCUGCAUUAAUCUCUCGUGCGUAAGUUGGGCUCCCAAGACUGUCAGAUGUCAGUCCUUAGUCUGUUAGUCCUUGCCUUGCCCGCUGAGGGCGACCUUGGUUACUAGCAUCCUCUUCCAUGCUUGUUUCUCCACCAAUGGCUUUAGGGUUUUCAGUCGUUGGUACUUCAUCAGGAGAAUCAGUGAUGAUAGCACUUGCCUCAAUUUGGCCUGACACCCCAUCAGAAUUGACAUUUGGGGGGUUUGGUUCUGCUCCCACUACUUCUUUGCUUGCAGACUGUACCUGCAUCUGAGAUUGAUCAUUGCCAUCAUUUCCCGGUGAUAGGUAAUGGUGUGAGAUGUCGGGAAGGCCUGAUUCUGAUCUCGCGUCAUACACAGGGCUUCCCUCUCCUUUUUUUGCAAUCACCAUAUGAAUCUCAUCUUCCCAGAAGGCACGGAGUUUUCCAGGUCCACCGCGAGGGGUGAGGUUGCGGACUUGGACACGAUCUCCCACUUGCAGUGCUAAAGAUCUCACUCGUUUGUCGUGAUUCCUUUUUCCUCUAAUGGCACUUUUCGUGGCAGAUUUCAAUGCGAGUGAGUAAGCUUCUUGCAUGGCAGUCUUCCACUUAGUCACAUACUCAGCAUGUGAUAUGGCUCCUGUUUCUGGUUGGGGGUCAAAGAUUGCAUCAAUUGGUAGUCGUGGGCUUCGACCAAACAACAGGAAAAACAGAGAAUGACCUGUUGACUCAUGAACAAUGUAAUUAUAUGCAUGAAUGAGCUUGUUUACAUGGUCCUUCCAACUUGAUUUGCGAGUUUCAGGGAGAGUUCGUGGCAUAUUUACUAGCGUGCGAUUCAUCCGUUCGACCAAACUGUUCCCUUGUGGGUGAUACGGGGUAGUUAUAGAAUACACAACUCCAGAAAAUUCCUCUAACUGCUCGAACAAACGAUUUUCAAACUUCCCUCCCAUGCCAUGAUGGAGUUUCUCUGGAAAUCCAAAACGCGGGAUAAAGUCAUUGAAGAUCCUGUCUGCAGCAGUAACGGCGGUUUUGUUCUUCGUUGGGUAUGCUUGAGCAUACUUAGUAAAGUGAUCUACCACAACUAGAAUGUACUUGUGCCCCCCUGAACUCCGCUCUAGGCGUACAAAGUCAAUGGAGAGCAUUUGAAGAGGAGCUGUUCGGACAAUUGGCUGUAAUGGCUCUCUUGUUGGUAGAUUUGGGCGUCUCUGUUUCAGACAGCGGCAUGUAUGAUGGAUAAAGUUGUGUAUAUCCCUCCUCAUGUAAGGCUAAUAAAAUCUCUCAAGAGCCAACGCAAGCACCCUCUCGACACCAGGAUGACCUAUUUCUUCAUGGAGUUCACGGUAUACAGUGCGUCGGAAUUUCUGUGGUAGAACUAUCUUCUGAUUACGAUGCAGGAUGCCACUCUUCUUGUCUACAUUAAGUUUGUGCCACUCAUUCAGGAGCUUGCGAACCAACGGCGAUUCUUUUCGUUUCUGUCCAACUGUCGGCUUCUGGUUUGCUUUGAUGACUUUCAGGACGCGCCCAAUGUGAGGUUCUUCUUUCUGUGCUCUCACUAUAUCCACCACUUUUACUUGAUUGCAGCUUGCUUGUGAUGGAAUGUCUACCUGAUGGAGCUCCCCGUCGUAAUCAGUCAGGGCCAUCAACCAAAUUGAGUCCCCACUUGAUGAUGUCUGAAUUCUACAGAUUGAGGCCUGCAAGCUUUCAGGAACUACCCUCUCAGCACAACUAUCCAUGUAGUUCUUGAAGUCAGCAGGUAUCCUGGAAAGACUGUCAGCAUCAGUGUUCCACUUGCCUGGUCUGUACCGUAUUUCAAAGUUGAAGUCCGCGAGCUCUCCAACCCACCUCAAUCCUGUGGCAUUUAGUUUGGCAGACGUUAACACAUAAGUUAAGGGAUUGUUGUCUGUGUAUACCACAAAUUCAGGGGUGUAGUAGAGGUAAUCCCUGGACUGUUCUGUCACUGCCCAUUUCAAGGCUAGGAAUUCCAGCUUGCCUGAAUGCAUAUGAUAGUUGCGUUCUGAUGGAGUCAGAGUUCUUGAUGCAUAGGCGAUUACUCGUGUAGAGCCAUUCCGUUCUUGGUACAAAACCGCACCUAGGCCAUCCUGUCACGCAUCAGUAUGUACUAUAAAUGGUGCAUCGUAAUCUGGGUACGCCAGCACACGGUGUGACGUCACGUGAUCUAUUAAGACCUCUAAUGCUGACUGGUGCUGGGUCUCCCACUCCACUGGUGAUGAAGAUGAUACUUGCCCACUGUUUCCCCUUGGACUAUGUUUAGUGGAGGUGACAUUCUUCUUCUUUCGCAGGUCAAGGCUGAGAAGAUCAUGAAUGGGUUUUGCUGUUUGUGCAAAAUGUUUGAUAUGACGACGGUACACACCAAGAAGACCCAUGAGUUUUCUCACUUCUCUAACUGUUCGUGGUCUUAAGUUCUUCAUUGCAAUCGCUGCACAUGUGGCUUUGGGAUCUAUUUGGUACCCAUCCUGAGAGAUAACUCUUCCAAGGAAAGGCACUUCACGUUUGAAAAAUGCACACUUUCUAGGUUUUAACUUUACACCAUAACUCUUCAAGCGACAGAGAACUUUACGAAGGUGUUCAAUGUGUUAAGAAUAUGUUACUGAGAAUACUAUUACAUCAUCCAAGUAAGGAAUACAUAUCUCGUCGCGGAGCUCUCCGAGGCAAUUCUCCAUAAAUCUCUGAAAAUUUGCUGGCGCAUUCAUCAGUCUGAAGGGUAUCCGAACCCAUUCUUACAACCCCCACGGUGUGACAAGGGCUGUCAAUGGUUGACAGUACUUUCCCAUGAAUCCCUACCUUGGUCCAGGACACUAAACCACGACUUGCCCCCCAAACUGUCCAGAGCUUCCUGGAUACGAGGAAUCGGGUGACGGUCUGGCACAGUUUUCUUAUUUAAUUCUCGGUAAUCUAUACAUAGUCUCAUUCCACCAUCUCUCUUACGGACACAUACAACACUAAUUGAGAAUGGGGAUGUAGACUUCCUGAAGAAAACCUCGGUUAAGCAGGUCCUCAAUAUAGCCUUAACUUCUGGAUAAAACGGACGGGGUAGGGAAAGGUAUUUCUUCUGAACUGGCUGGUCACUAGUCAUCUUAAAUAUCCAUUUCUAACCCUGAGAUGCAGCCAACAUCAUUGUCACUCAUCGCAAAUGCUUCUGCUUCUUCCAACAACAACUGCUUUGCUUGCUCCUUUUGUUCUGCUGUCAGUCCACUCAAAUCAACUUCUGGUGACUAAGACAAGUUACUCUCAAUUUUCUCAGUUAGUUUAUGUUCAUCGCAGGGCAGCUCCUUGUCUGGAGUCUGCGUCUCUGUAUUCUUGAAUCUCACUUCAACAGGAGUCACCGAGUGAACUAACCGAAGGAGGCCCAGGACCACUCUUCUGGGUAGAGCGAUGUCGUGAUUGGUAUUGUUGGUCACGUUGAUGGAUAAUAUGGUAACAUGACCUUCCUUUAUAGUUGUAAGGGAUUCAUGUAAUUCUAAUCCUGAAGGCCAGGUAGCCAACUCAUCUGGUUUAAAUAUUACCGGUGUCUUGCGGUAAAUAGGUCCAGUGUUGGCACGACAAGGUAAACGAAUAGUCUGUCCAGCAGGGAUAGUAUGUGCUUUCUUAGCGGAUUUAACAAAGCAAAGCUCAUCAGAAUUAGUAGCACGUAUGAUACUUAUCAAGGCUUGUUUGUCACUAUCUCUACUUUGGUGGAAGCUUUUCAUCGUCCUUCCUGGUAAUUUUUCCCCAUCCACCUCGCCUUCAGUAUUCUUGACCAUUAGCUCUAUGACAUUACAACCAAUGAUGGGCUGUUCAAUUUCCUCCUUCGUUACUUAGAAUGGAACUCUUACCUCUGCCUCAUUCUCGUUUGAUAACCUCACACCAAUCUCUGCCCACCCACAUCAUGGGAUAUCAGUUCCAUUUGCUGCUUGCAAACUAAGAGAACCAUUGGAACCAAGUAACUGUUCAACAUCUUGUAUUUGGACAGAUAAUAGCUGGCUCUUCAGAAAACCUUCGGACACAAUAGAGACCUGGGCUCCAUAAAACUUCUAAAGGCUUUUCAUCUAGAUAGCACUGCACCGAGCAUUUUCUUCCCACCAGCUUGGCUAUACACUUCUGUUGCCUUGGGGUGAUAUGGCAAGCAUAACAUUCUCAUCUUGGGUAUCUCCUAACCCUUUUCCUUUACGAGCUCUUUUCUCAGAGAGUUCUUUGAUUGCCUUGCACAACACCUUGUGUUUUGGUCGAUGAGCCUUCUGGUAACCCACGAAACAUUACCGCACAGACUGGCACGCCGAACACUGCAAUAACUGUGUAUGGCAAUCAAAUUUCAGGCAACCACUACACUGGUGGGACUUCUCUUCCUCUGGCGAGGCUACUCCCUGUCCCGCAGGGUAGCCAGGGUGCGUUUCCCAGAUGACUUCUAUACUUGGUUUGACAAUAGCGUGUGUCACGAUUCAGUGAACUCAAAAGGGUUAUUUAUUGUGCGAACUCGACUGCCGCCACGUGUGUAUUCGUUGUCUCCCUAGUCUUCUAAAUAUAAAGAUGUUCAUCGGCCCAGUGGCGUGACCGUGUAACGCAAUAUCACGACAUCUUCCCCUUUUUACAAAGUUUAUCUUCAAAAGUUAAUUAAUACUCAAUGUUCGGUUUCGAUCACUGUUCAAAUCACAUAAAAUCAACAAAACAUUGUUCUUCAUUGAAAUCAUAAAAAGAUAGAAACAGACUCAACAACUAUUUAGCGGCUCAAUCAUUCAAUGUUCAGUUCAUAUGGUAAUCCUGAUGCCACAAAGGCGGUCGACGUCUGCGUUCUGAUCGACGAGUUUCAAUCCUUUGUGGCUCAAGCUCAGUUCCCAUCUCAUUUUCAGGUGGCAUUCUCUCUGUUUUGGUCUCGCCAUGGAACUCCGGUGGAGGAGGUCCUGGCUCUGUCAGAUUUGGCGCCGGUUUGAGGGUAGACUCGGGCGGAGUUAGUUCUACCAGACUCAUAGGUGGUGCUGUUUCCGGGGUCAGGCGCAGUUGCCGACGGUUGCGUCGGUAUCGCCUGCCGCAAACUUCAACUUCAUAAGACCUGUUCCCCAAGGCUUUCAUGCAGGUCCCCAGACUCCAUUCCUCCCUUCCGGGAAGCCGCAUCCUGAUGGCCUGUCCACACUUUAGUGCCUCUAAAGGGCGAAACUUUUUGUUGUAUUGUUGAGCUUGUCUUUUCUUGCGCUCAGCUAAUUUGGUGGCUGUUUCCUGGUGUGAUGGCUGCCGCAGGAGCGUUUCAUGGGUUGGUAAGAAAGUGCGUGUGCGGCGUCCCAUCAGUCUCUGUACGGGUGAUGUUCCUAGACCCUCUGUUGGGGUGUUGCGCCAAUCAAGAAGGGCUAACAGCGGGUAUUGCCCAUCCGCUUUCGCUUUCGUCAUCAAGUUCUUGCAGGUCUUCACGGCAUUCUCGGCGCGGCCAUUUGACUGGGGGUAACGGGGGCUCGAAGUUCUAUGUUCAAACUGCCAUUCUCUCACGAAUGCACUGAACACCGAUGACGUAAACUGAGGUCCGUUGUCGGUAAUAAGCACGUCUGGUAUCCCAUGGCGGGCGAAUUGUACUUUACACGCAGCUAUCACGCUAGCAGAUGUGGCCACCUUAACCUCCUGGACUUCAAAGAACCCACUCCAGUAGUCGACUAGGACAAAGAAAUGUUGUUGCCCAAGGUCAAAAAAAUCGGCACCUAGCAUCGACCAGGGACGCGACGGGAUCGGAUACGGUUGCAAUUCCUCGCGGCACUGAUCUGGCUGGUACGACUGGCAGAUUGAGCAUUUGGAAACAAAGUCCUUUACUUCCGAAUUCAUGAGGGGCCAAUAGAGGACCUCCCUAGCGCGACGUAAACACCCUUCGAUUCCAAUAUGUGAUCGGUGAAUUUGCUUCAACAUUUCUUUUCUCAGGGAAGGGGGUACCAGCAAUCGCUCCCCCAGGAAUACUAGUCCCUUGUCUUCUAUAAGCUCACUUCGUUUGUCAUAGUAAGGCGUCAGCUCAGGGGUACAGGACUUCCUUGACACUGGCCAUUCACCCUUGAUUGCUCCGAUUAGCUUUUGCAUCACUGGGUCCCUGGCAAUCUCGUUUCUGAAUUCAGCGAGCCUGUAUGGUGCAAUCGAGAGGUUUUCUGAAUGAUCUAUCUCGGCAAGUGUACAGAUCAGACUUGUAUCGUGCUUGGAGGCUUCGGUGGUGUUGCGGUAUGCUCGACUCAGUGCAUCUGAUACCCACAUAAGUUCCCCUUUUUUAUACUGCACAUCCAGGGAGUAAUUCUGAAGGGCCAUCAGCAUUCUCUGGAGUCUCUUUGGUGAGUUGUGUAUUGGCUUGGUAAAAACUGCCCUUAGUGGUUCGUGGUCAGACUCGAUGUGUACAACUUCGCGUCCCAGUAUGUAUUGAUUGAACUUGUCGGUUGACCACACUAUGGCGAGGAGCUCUUUCUCGAUUUGAGCGUAACGCGUUUCGGUGUCGGUCAGAGCUCGCGAGGCAAAGGCAACGGGCUGACCCUUUUGCAUCAGUACUGCACCUAGACCCGUUAUGCUGGCAUCGCAUUGGAUUGUCACUUCUUCAGUAACAUCAUAGUAUUUCAGUACCGGGGCCUUGGCCAAGUAUUCUUUGACUGUGGUAAAUGCUUUCUCAUGCUGUGCAAGCCAACACCACUCGACGUCCUUGUCCUCAAGCCUUCGCAAAGGUUCUGUCAUGUCGGACAGGAGUGGCAAGAAUUUGGCCAGAUAAUUGACCAUCCCCAAAAACCUCUUCAGGCCUUUCACAUCAGUCGGCGGUGGCAUAUCCAAAAUAGCUUCAACUUUGGCUGGGUCUGCCUUUAGACCAUCAGGAGUCAAGAGGUGGCCCAUGAAACGCACUUCGGUUUGAGAUCUUUUCAGCUUGAGUUUGUUGAGCUUGAGGUUCCACUCCCGGCAUUUCUUGAAGAACGCACGUUCGUUCUUUUCAAGGCUCGAGUUGACCUCUGCGUCAGUUUCGCCAAAUCCAGCGAUGAGGAAGUCGUCAGCGAUAACUUCAACUCCUUCUAAAUUUUCUACGAAUUCAUGCAUGCGUCGCUGCCAAACUUCAGGCGCACUUGAGAUACCAAAAGGCAUGCGGGCCCAUCUAUAACGCCCAAAAGGCGUAUUGAACGUUGUCAGGAAACUAGAAGCAUCGUCUAAGAGGAUUUGGUGGAAACCAUCCUUGGCGUCACAAAGAGUAAAUUUCUUGGCACCUGUUAAGCGGGAGGCCUCUUCAUCGAUAGUCGGCAACUGGUAAUGCUCUCGCCGAAUGGCACGAUUUAAAUCUCUCGGGUCAAUACAGAUGCGUACUUUGUUUGGCUUCACUAUGGCUAACAUGCUGGAUACCCACUGCGUCGGUUCUGUUACUGGAAUAAUAACUUUACGAUCAACAAGUUCGUCCAGCUUGUUUUUGAUGCAUGGACGCAAGGCUACUGGCACUCGCCUCGGUGCGUGGACAACUGGUUGCGCCUGUUCGUCUAUGGCUAUUUUGUAUGUUCCCGGUAGGGCCCCUAAUCCGUCGAAUACGUCCUCAUACUCUUCGAGCAAGGAGGCUUUGGGACACUUGACGUGUAAUGCUAGGACGUCACAAUUAUUCAAACUCACAAAGCCAAGAUUGAGGCUGGUGUUCAAUGAUAAAAUCGGUUGAUAGUCUCCGUCUAAGAUGUUAAACUCCAUUGACCUCCGCUGUCCACGGGACCACACAGGCAGGGUAGCUUUACCAGCAAUUUUGCGGCGAUCCCCUGUGUACGAGACUAUUUCCUUUUGGCAUGGUUUGAGGCGAUGAAGGAGGGUGUCCCCAGUGAUUUGCUUGUAUAAUUGGGCCGGGAGAAUGUCGCACUGCGACCCAGUAUCUAUUUGAAACUGGACUUCUGUCUUGGGAUCUGGCCCAUAAAUGUGGAGUUUGACCACUGCCAAUUUUUCCUGGCCUUUGCUCUUACUAGUAGUAGCACCAAUGUAGUAGGGGUCGUUUCCCAUGUCGACGGCUUCGUGGACCGCCGAAACUCUACUUUUCACUCCUCGGGGAUUAGCGCGACAUUUAUUCGCAAAAUGAUUCAUACUCCCACAGUUAAAACAUGUUCUUCCAUACGCGGGACAAUGACGUCCAUGCACCAUUCCGCAAUUUCCACAUUUUUUAGACGGUCUUCUAAAUGCUUGUGACUUAAGUUGUCGUUCUUCUUCAGGUUUUUCUGCCGAUCCCGCCUUCCGUAACGCAUGAACUGCAGUGUCUCCUCCAGCCAUUAGCUUUACUUGCUGUUGGGUCUGUUCUGACGACUUAAUAAUGUCAACUGCUUGUAGGAGAGAUAAAUCAUUCAAACGGAGAAGUCUCUCGCGGACGCGAUCAUCCCGUAUGCCUAGCACGAGGCGGUCACGCAAAAUUUCAUCUGGUGUGAUUGUAUCGUGUGCACAGUUUUUGCGAUCGUUCGAAGCUCCGUAAGAUACGUCGAGAUGUUUUCGCCUGGUUCCUGGUUUCGGUUGUUGAACCUAUAGCGUUCAUAUAUGACCUGUGUCCUAGGAAUGCAGAAUUCGUCGAACUUCUUCAGGACUUGUGAAAUGUCGUCUGCGUUUUCGUCUUCGUUCCAAAUAAAGGUAUCGUGGGCUCUGACGCCAUCCUCGCCUAUAAUGCUUAGUAAUGUCGACACACGAACUAUGCCCUCUUGUUUAUAUACACCAGUAGCGAUUUCGUAGCGCUGCCACGCUGCUUUCCACGAUUUCCAUGCGGUGGCUAAAUUGUCGUCAAAAUUAAGCGCUUUCGGCGGGGGCAAAUUUGACGGGGGAAUAAAAACUUGAGUCGGCGCUGGUGGCACAACUAUGGAUGCUUCAGCUGCUUCUGUCAUCUUUAGGGGUGAACCGAUCCCACUCCUGACACCAUGUCACGAUUCAGUGAACUCAAAAGGGUUAUUUAUUGUGCGAACUCGACUGCCGCCACGUGUGUAUUCGUUGUCUCCCUAGUCUUCUAAAUAUAAAGAUGUUCAUCGGCCCAGUGGCGUGACCGUGUAACGCAAUAUCACGACAGCGUGCAAUGUGGUUUGAGCCACCACAGAGAUAACAAUGUGGGCAGCGGUCGCCUUCCCUCUUUCUCCUACGCUCUUGGCAACCAGGUGACCUUGCUCCCAUUGUCACUCCAUUUCCAGGACGAGAAGGCCUUAUGGAGUCUACUUUCUGGCUAAUUGCUGUUUCACGGAGUUUCUCAACUUCCAACCGCACUGAAGCCAGAUUUGCUUGCACGGCUUUCAGGGUUGCUAGAAUAUGUUGAUCCUUGUGUUGCUCCUUCUUUGUACUUGUAUCAGCUCCACUCUCUACUGUGUACACCUUAGCAGCACCUUGCCUGCAAGACAAAACUUAUAACCUCUUUCUGUCUCUGCAGAUAUAGCUAGGCUCAUGGCUUCUAUGAGAUCUUCAUCUGCAACUUGAGGUUUUUCCUCCGCAAUUUUGUUUAUAUCUCAAGCUUACUUGUAAACAACACGAUCAGAAACCCACAAGAUCCACUAAAUAAAACAGUGUUCCUACCUUUCACUAGCCUCACAACUACGUUUCACUACCUUUUUCACCAGCCGCCCGUAACAAACGUCCUCUCACACCACAAUCCGUCACAUUCUUCCCGCUAAAAGUCUUCCAGCGCAAUCCGCCAUGUGCUUGAACAUGCGAUAACGGCGGUCCACAUAAAGUCCUCGCACGAAGUGGUCAAACAAGCAUCAAUACAGGCAAAUGCACACAGUUCCGUCGAAAAAUCCUCUCGGACAGGCCCCCAGAAAUGUUACACAGAAUACCCACACGGUUUUAGGUUUUCCACGUGUAUUCGUUACCAACUGAACAUAAGAUUAUCCUCACAACUUUUUUAUAGCUCGGUUCUCUCUGGUACAUGGUUUUUGUUUUACGUCAUAUGACAUCUACCAGGAUGUCCAGUCCUUUCCGCGCGAGCGCCUGACACUUAACACAAUUCCUCUAGGAAACAACGUGAUUUCACUACUUAACAUUAAUAAACCAGUUCAAUUCAAGGUCGAUGUAAGCUCGAAAGAUGUAUAACUAACUUCUAACUUUUCAAGAAAUGGUUCUUAAGAAAACUGCCUGCGCUGCCAAAUUAAAUACCACACUAUAUAAUGGGGGUGUAUUCGAAACGUCUUUAUUUCCUUUGUGAUGUAGAAGUUGUAGUAGUUAUUCAAUGCUCCAAAUAUCUUGUAUUUCCAUUUUUCACCGUGAUUCUCGUUUGAGAAUAGAUAAGUAUCAAUUACGAAAAUAAUGUUAUACCAGGGAAAUGAUUUAAAUCUGACACCUGAGUAUUCUUAGCUGGCAGUAAUUUGGCGCCAAUUACAUAGCAAAAUCCAAUGUUGUGCCUAAAAGCAGAGCAUAGGGAGAGCAGAGGGGUAUUACGUCUGCGCAUGUGCCAAUAAAAUUUGUUCGUCGCUUUCGGCGCCAUUUCGGUAUUUUCAGCGCGCUUCCGUGGGUUUUCAACUGGCGAUCGACACCUUUUCGACAUAUUUUUUGGAGAGGGAUGAAGAUUAUGACAAGUUUACCACCAUUUCUAACUCUGUGGAUACUCGUGGAAUUUGCUGGCUCUUCGGAUGAGGAUAUGUUAAGGAUCAAAGUGCGAACAAAACGCAAAAAAAGGCCGAAAACUUGAAGUUUGAGAUUUGACUUACUGACGAUCAAGAUGUGCAUAUGAGACUAAAAAUCUUCAAGGUUAGUCUUAAGAUGUUGAUGUUUUACUUCUAUGUAUCACGAAGUUUUAUGUGGAAACGAUCGUGAGAUAUUCGUUACGAAAACAGAAGGUAGUUUAGAAUUUGAUCUUAUUUUACUUGAACUUUGAAAUUAAAAUUGCUUAAAGUUCGAGGUGGCCCCCAAGCUUCCAAUCACUUCAAACAGGCGCGUCUUUUCUUUCUCUUUGUAGUCAGUUAGAACACAAGGAUUUAAAAAAUGUUCCAGCUUCAGGAUUGAGUUGCCCUUACUACAACCUUCGGCGGAUUCGUUUUUGGGAGGUUGUGGUGGAUUUUCCAAGUCAUGGCUCACAACUGUUUUUGGCCUUUUUGCUCUCCAAGUCUGUUGCACAUGGUAUGUAGGCAUGUGUGUUAACAACGGUUAUAAUCUUGCCUCAGUCAUUUCCGGUUUUUUCUUAUUUUCUUGCUGUGUUUUGGUGAGAAUUUUUUUAAUUGCCUUUUUGGGCUUGAAGUGCUAAACUUAGGAGAAACUGAUUCAUCACACGGCCCUCAAAUCCCUCACCACUUUUAGUUCAUUGUUUAUUUAUUUAUUUAUUUAUUCCGUCUAACCAGUUUAUUUAUCACAAAAAAUGCGCGGGUUUUGUCUCAUGAGUUUAAACUGGUGCCGUUUUCUUGAUGUUCAUGUGUUAUUCGAAACGAAUGGCGUCAGCUUCAUUCUGUCUUGUUUUUUUCAGUACAAUACUUCUGCCAUGCGAAGUGAAUUUUGAGUCGAAGUGUACUAUGAAACUCGCAAAGCAAAAUUAUCAAACUUUCUCUGGUUCUUAAAAUAUGAGACGAGUGAUACAACAAAUCGAUAAUUACUAAUGGGGCUGGAACUCCUUGUUUCUUUAGAAUGUUAAUUACAGUAUUUCUGUCGUAUUUGAAAACGAAUAUCAGGUUAAAAUAUCUUCGAACCAGUUUGACUUGCAUUUAACUUUGUUAGAAAUGUCUUGAUCCUUCAAUUUUUAUUUCUUAUUUGAGACUGAUGAUAGGAAUUAACCUUUAUGUUAUCUGCUGUUUAGGGAGAUGUGAAGUGACCCCACUACAUACGGUUGGUACCAUUAACAGAAUGGAUUGGUGUGACAUUUACUGUGGCAUGCUGGUAUUCGAGAAACUGUCAUAAGUACCAGAAACUUACCACUGGUAUAAAUUAUUAAUCUUUUGUUCUCUCCAGGCAACUUGCCUCGACUAGCUUAUGCUAUAUGCAACUUUUAUACUUUUUUCGCAACUGUAAAAUUAUCAAUAAAUUUUUUGAAAGUUUUGUCCAAAUUUCAUUGAAAAAGAAUAUAAGGAGUGAUCAGGUGAAAUAUUGUCAUGUUCCCUAACAGUGUUUGAGCUUCUGGUGGGAGCUGUAAAAUUGCUUAAGUGUCUGAGAUAUGAUUUGUCUGCCAUAAAAUUGGCACAGCCAAACCCCUGGCUAGAAAACUAUAAAUUUCCCCAGAUGGGCAUCCAAGCUGAUGUCCAUUACUACAGUUUAUGCAAUGUCAAAGUCCCCCUUUGAGGUAAGUCUCAUUUCUCUAAAAUCUGAUAGAUAUAAAUCAUAUAUUUUCCUGAAGAGAUCUACGAACGUCUCCACAUUAGUUUAAUCUAACCUUGUGUAGUCUUGUUCCCAGGGAAAAAGGCUUUGGAGAUAUUUUGUUUUUUAUCCUUACUGUUAAAUAUCAGCCCUACUGGUUCUUUGUUGUUUAUCAUGUAAUAAGAGUAUUUUCAGCCUAUCGAGUUGUCACAUAACUCUUGUAAUUUAAGGGAUUGUAGAGUAAGAUUGCAUACAGUUUUGUUGUGCAGUUGAAAUGAUAAAAUGAAGACAUACAUAGAUAAGUCCAUUGUAACUCCCAACUAAGGCUUUUCGGUUACAAUGUCUAACUACAAUAUUUAAAAUACAUAUAAGUUAAAAAGGAUUUUAAGGCUAGAAUCAAUUACAAAAGACCUAAGAAUAUAAUUUAAAUAUAAUUUUAAAAUUUAAAUGUAAUUUUUGUUGGGAAAUAAUUGAUUUAUUUAACUAUUCAUAUUACAACUGGAAGCCCAAACUAGUAUCUGUUUUAAUUCACAAUUUCCCCACAUCAUUGAUCAUAUCUAAUGAUUUUUCCGAGACUAAUGAUUGAAAAGACUUUUCCUCACUCCGAUAAAAUCCAUAAUUAUGCCUCCUUUUCUAACAAGCUCUUUGAUGUAACGACCGUAUCUCUGGUACUUAUGUUGUCUUACUUUUCUUUACUCGACAUUGACCCUUUUUGUUGGUAAUCGGCCCCGCCGGUUGUGAUUCACAUCAAAAAGAAACUUUUUGAAACAAAACAUAAACUUCUGUAAACUUUACACCAGCAGUACAGUUGAAGCUCUAAAAGACGCUCACAGGAAAGUGAGUACUUCAAAUCAUCAACGAUAGCUUGAGAUAGCAAUGACACGAUAAAAGUAUACUAUCCAAUUCGUUUGUGCUCUUCGACAGGCCUCUUGCAUCCUUCUCAAACAACAUCGUCUAAAUUUAUCGCCCAAGUAAUCACAAGACAAGACUCGUAGUCAUUUGUACAAUCUUUUGCUUUUUGAAAUUAACUUCCUUCCACAGACCAAACAACAAUUUUAAGACUUUGCCGCUUCCAUCUAAGUUACAGCGAGAAAAAUGAAGAGAAAAGUUGUCUCAAAUACUCCAUCCAUCGUUGUUUUCCGACGUAUUUUCCUUCUUUUCUUUCGCGAUUACCGACGCAGGCUCAUGUCAGCAGUUUCUCGCAUCAAACUAAAAUAUACAGGAAAUGCGCAACAAAAUGCUCCUCUGCUCAGGUAUUAUGAAUUUAGAGAAGAUCAAGAAGGCGAUUGUCAAAUCUGCCGGUGAGAUAAAUACUUCGAAGGGAAGCAAACGCACGGGUGACUUAAAAUUGUCCCUUUAUUUUAUUCUGUUGACACCUUUUUGGUGAAAAAAAAAGAUAUACAUAUAUUUCAUAUAUGUUUCCAAAUUGCAACGUUUUUGAAAAUACAUAGAUAUUUAGAUGUAUUUUUUUAAUUUUUGACUUGUAUGUUUCAAUUGGCAACAUAACUUAACUUGCCUCUGAAAUUGCAUUUCCCUUCGCAAAUAUCUUAGAGGAUUAAGGGUUAACUUGGCUACAACUCUUCCAGCUAAGAUCCAAAUGGCUCUGGGCUUGAGAUUACUCACUGAGGAUGAUGAGAGGUUUUUAUGGCGACUUCAACAAGGACAAAGUGUGUAAUUCAUUAAGAAUUCCGGUGUUAAUCGACACAUGCGUAAUGGGGCGCUAGAAUUACCUAAGGAUACUGGACACCACUAAGUAUCCUGGCGACCGAUUGCAGAUUCAUCAAAACAAGUUGACCGGCUUUAGCGAUCGCAAACUUGUUUUGAUCGCGUGAACUACACGCACGGUGAACUAAAAAACGUGAUGGCGCUUCCACAAACUGUGGGCUUCAAAGCUGAGGAAGGCGACUUUGGUGUACGUGCACUGUUGAAGAAGUAGACGAUGAUUACGUGAUCGUUUCCUUUGACGGCUGGAACACGGAGUUGAAUUGCUGCGUCUGUGAUCCACGAGAGAUCAAGGAUCGAACAUUGCCUGAUCGGAAAAGAAAGCGAAGAAACCUUCCCCUUCAGUGAACAAUGUCUUCGCUUUAAGAAGACCGACUUAUACUUUUAAAUAUCCCCCAAACUUAUGUAAAUAAAAAGCUCAUAUUAAGGUUCGCUUCAAUUUCAGGCAUGAAUUUGCAUAAUCUUUCAUAGACGAAAUCUUUAUGAAUUUCAAAGAUCAAAACCAUUUUCUAAACUACAUCUGCUUUAUCUUUAUCCACUUAGCAAAUAAACCUUACCAAAUUACAGUCAAAACACCAGACGUAGUUCACUUCGAAUUUCUCGAUCUCUCCCAGUUUCUCCGACCGCAUCCAAACAGGUAUUACUACAGUGGAACGUGACGUAAAAUACGUCACGCGUUACUUGGUAACAAUGCUCAUACAUAUGCACGAACCCCACUUAAGUGGGGUUCGCAGAAUUACACACUUUGUCCGUGUUGAAGUCGUCAUGUGGCUAGAUUUCAGGAAAUGUUGACAUUGUAUUGAAAAAAGGGUAUAUGCAUAAAAACGUUUUAUUUAGUGACAUGUUAUGAGCUUUGUGGUAAGGGAAAAUCUCCAACUUUGGGUUUAGUGGGCCCUCCUCCCAAAGUCUCAAGGUAAUGUUAUAGCAUCAAUCAGUGUUCUGUCUUCUUCUAGGAAUGUAUGCUUUCAUUUUUUACUUUUCUGAACAUUAAACCAGCAAUGUAGGUAUUGGGUCAUGUGCACUCAUGAAAUUAAUUUGUUUGUAUUAAGGUAAUACAACUGGACCUGACGAGACUGAUUUGCCCCACUACCCAGGUAAAGAGUGUUAGUGAAAUAAUUAAUGCAGUCUCAGAUCAGGGAAGUUGCAUAUUAUUUGAAGGAAACUGUGGCUUAGUUAAAGUGUUAUUUUAUCUUAGGGAAAGAAAAAGUAUUUAGUCUGUCAGUAUAAUGACUGUAAUCAUGACUUUUGAUCCCAGGCAUUUGGCUAGACCAUGGCCAUCUCCAGUGGGCUAAGAAACUGAAAAGAUCAACAAACUCCUGUGACUGUAAGGAAAUUGUUUUUUACCCAGGUACAGUAAAAAAAAAAAAAGAAGUGAAAAAAAGAAGAAAAAAAAAUCUGGCCGGAGCUUGACAGUCCAUCUCACUUGUUUCGAUUUCCGGCCCACUAUGAUAUAUCAGUCCAUUACAAUUUGGAAUUUUUUUUUUUUGUAGGCUAAUUUCCAAAAUCAUCAAUGUUUUGAGUUCUGUUUUUACACAAUUUUCUAGGAAUGGAAAGACCUCCAAUAAAAUUGCAGUCGGGUCCAAAGUCACUCACCGUUUGUUGGUGAUUUUAAACACAAUAAAAGACUGGAGUCAUUUAAGAAAUAUAAAAGAAGUAGUAUGCAGAAAAACCCUGAGUCUGUUAAUGUAACAUUCAAAUUAAGAGAUUUCAAUAUCAAAACACAUAUUUGUUAGAAACUUUGACAUAAAUGAUCUCAAAUUGAUGAAAAGUAACUCUGAAAUUUAAUACUCAGUUUCAUUCAUGAGAUAAGUCUUUUUCUACUCCUUCCCCUUUCUUUCUGCAUAAGGGAUAUCAUGAUUUCCCUGUUUUCUAGUAAAUUCAGUCCGUGUUUUCCGGCUGGGCCCAGUGUUGUCACCAUAAGCUUAAACUUUGGACUUAUCUACCCUUCAGCCAAGAAUAAUUAAACUUUCUCAUUAAUGUCUCUUGAUGCUUGUUUUUUUUCCUUUAUUUCCACAUUAAACAAUUCCUUGUUUACUUUUUCAAUUCCCACAAAGGGAAAAUCAGCUUGAGAGCUUCAAGAUUUAGUAAGUUUUAUUAAAGCAAAUCUGAAAGAUACGAGGAGGAAUUUUUUAGAUGUAGAGAAAAAAUAUAUUUUCUUACAUGAUUGUUUUGACAGGUCGUGGUCCAACUCACAAUACCGGGAGACCUGUCCAGGAUGAUCUCCCCAGCACAAGUACAAGCGAGACAGGAUCAGAAGAUGAUAUGCCUCUAAAUGGCAGCAAUUCUUCAUUUAGUAAAAGUGAACCAGGUAAAAACGUUAAAAAAUACACUCACCCCUAUCUAAUGAUAUAUUAGCUCAAGGUUCUCAACCAAUGAGUUAUAGUCUACAACACCUGCUGUUUACGUGACUUUAUAUCAUAAAACUUUGGAUACCUCUCUACUGAAAGUGUCAAAACUCAUCAUGUCAACUUUGGAGAAAGGAGGUAAUGAUUAAUUAAAGUUUACCUCUACCAAUGCUGUAAGAGCAACAUGGCCUAGCAGCACAAUCCUAAAUGGUUAAGUGUAAUACAUUUAUAUAUCAUAUCGAGUUUUCAACAUCAAAUGGGAGAAAUGUACUUGGUCAGGAGAAAUACUUGCAAUAGGUUAUAUGAUUGUUAUUUUUCAAGGCGUGUAUCUUUUGAUCACAAAAACCUUUGACUUGGAUUUUCUAAUCUUCGGAAAAUGUCUUCAAAAUUAAUAGUUUUGCGUCACCUAUUUGCGAGUGCGGUGUUGACUCUGAAUCAGAGAAACAUUGUUCCAUGUAUUGCCCAAGAUAUGCCGCUCAACGUAAUGUCCUCCUUACCUCUGCUGCUAGUAACAGGGGACAUGGUCAUCGAGCAGCGAUGCAAGGAAACUAAGCUUUUAUUGUAAGGUGUCGAGUCUGUAAAUUACGAUGUCAAUUAUGCUUUUUUUCCGCGAAGUGCAAAUUUUAAUACUAAUCACUUUUCAGUGGCCAUUGUUUGAUUGUUUAAAUAAUAUAUCCCUAGCUAUGUAAGUUUAGCUCGUUGUUAUUGCAAUUUGUGGGUGUUGUUUGUGUGUGUAUGGUGUGAGCUUGUAUAAAUUAAAUCAAAGUUUGUUAUAUUAUAUAUUCCCCUUUAGCAAGCCUAAAAAAAAGGUUGUGUUCAUUAGUCGUGGUUACGAAUGUUUUUUUCCCGAUUAACAUCAACAUCAAGGGCAACCUGUUCUGACAAGCUUCAUUUCUUUCCUGUUUAUAGAUGAAUGUAACAUAGUGGAGGAUGAGAAGCCGGGCAUUGAGGCUAACAAAAAGACCAACAAAGAGAGCAGUGGAAUGAAUCAGAUGGAUAAUGCCGCAGCAGGACUAAAAAAUGCCAACGAUAAUGAUUCAAAUAGAGAUCAGGCUAAAGUGACUGUCAAUAGGCAAUCUUUUAAAGUCGCAAACAUUCCAUAUCCAGUGAUGAGUAAAAUCUGCCUUAAACUUAAUAUAAAAGAUAAUUUUUCUUUUAGAGAUUAUCGCUUACUUGGAGAGAAAAUGGGAAUUGCUAAGGAUAUAAUAAAAAAUUUAGAACAGUUAGAAAAUCCUACCUAUCGUCUUCUUAAACAUUGGUCUAUUGAGCCUGAGGCAACUGUAGAGAGGCUGAUAAAGUUUCUUAGGGAGGAUGAUAUGGCUAGAAAUGAUGUUGCAACUAUUCUUGAAGAAUGGUUGGAAAAACAGAUUUCAAAUAAGUGAGGUAUUGACAAUUUUUACUAUUUUUGAAUCCAGU
Messenger RNA from Pocillopora meandrina, 33986 nucleotides. NCBI's taxonomy places the organism in Eukaryota, Metazoa, Cnidaria, Anthozoa, Scleractinia, Pocilloporidae. The record is from the annotation of a GenBank genome assembly.